Messenger RNA from Trichomonas vaginalis G3, 1008 nucleotides. RefSeq names its product phosphoprotein phosphatase protein. Gene Ontology annotation, cellular component: cytoplasm; nucleus. The record is from RefSeq and is a predicted model, not a curated record. Gene Ontology annotation, molecular function: protein serine/threonine phosphatase activity. Lineage: Eukaryota; Parabasalia; Trichomonadida; Trichomonadidae. The transcript has a single exon. The coding region runs from base 1 to 1008 and encodes 335 amino acids.
AUGGACAGGGUCUUCCGGCUUGAGAAUAUUGUUGAAAUCUUGCUGGAGAACAAAGGUUUUGCCGGUAGAAUAUCUACAGAUGAUUUUUACUGGAUUUGCAAAGAGAUUAAACCAGUUUUGCUGGAUGAGCCUUCUGUAUUAGAACUAGAGCCACCAAUCAAAGUAAGUGGUGAUAUACAUGGACAGUAUCACGAUUUAUUACGUGUAUUUGAUGCAGGCGGCUUUGUUCCUGAUAAUCGCUUUCUAUUUUUAGGUGAUUAUGUGGAUAGAGGCGAAAAUAGCGUUGAAGUCAUUACACUUCUCUUCGCAUUGAAGUUGCUAUAUCCAAAUAACAUAUAUCUACUUCGAGGCAAUCAUGAGAGUCCAGAAAUGACAGAAAGCUUCGGCUUCUACAGAGAAUGCCUGGAGAAGCUCUCAGAAGACCUCUAUCUGCUAUUCAUGGACAUCUUUGACUGCCUUCCGAUAGCUGCUAUAGUUGGUAAGGAGAUAUUUUGCGUUCAUGGAGGCUUAAGUCCCGACGCAGACAAUGUUAAUUUGAUUAAAGCAAUAGAACGUCCUACAGCUGUUCCAACAGAUGGAAUAUUGGCCGAUUUACUCUGGUCAGAUCCAAAUGAAAAAACUGAUAACUGGGGACCAAAUGACAGAGGAGCAACAAUUACAUGGGGACUUUUAGCUGCUAAGAAGUUCCUUCAAUGCAACAAUUUCACUACAAUCAUUCGCGGACAUCAAUUAGCAAAUGAUGGCUACAACUUUCCAUUUUUACCAGAUAAAUCAGUCGUUACAAUAUUUACAGCAAGUUGCUACACAGGCCGCUUUAACAACAAAGCUGCUUUUAUAGAUAUCGGCGUUGGAAAUAAAUUAAGUUACACAAUCCUUCCAUCUGAUAUUCCUGUUGUUAAGUUAUCAAGAUCAUCAAGCUCUGAAACCGGAUUCGCACCAUUACCAAAGACAGAAUCAAAAGAAGAAAUUAUUACGAUUCCUGGCACUCCCAGACAGCAUAAGAAAUAA